AUUUCUCCUACGAUAAUUUAAACGUAUAAAUGUGUCAAUGGAACUAGAACAAUCAUUCUGACUUCUAUUGCCGAAGAAAGAACAUUCAAAAUGUCUUGCUACGCAGUACUAGUGUUGUGCGCCGUGGCUUUCCUGGUCCAGGCUGUGCUUAGCCAGCAGUGCGGUUGCAACCAAAUCUCUUACGGCAAGUCCGGAGUCAUUCUCAACGGGAUCAGAUCGAGCUCGUCCAGCAGCUCCAGCAAGAGCGGGUCCAGCUACGCCUCCUCCGCGUCGUACGGCGGCUCGGGCACCGGGCAGGUCGGCGUGUCCGGCGACAUCGACGCGUGCGGCACCACCGCCGUCGCCGGCUCCGUGCCCGUGCUCGGCUCGGUCAAGUUCGGCGGCAAAGUGCCCGCGUCCGGCGCCGUGUCCAUUUCCGGACAGUGCGGAUGCGGAUGCAAAGCUUAACCCUUCGCUUGGCAAAUAAUAACAGCGGGACAUAUA
Molecule: messenger RNA, 483 nt
Organism: Cydia strobilella
Lineage: Eukaryota; Metazoa; Arthropoda; Insecta; Lepidoptera; Tortricidae
Product: chorion class A protein Ld2/Ld41-like
Exons: 2
Coding region: 91-447 (118 amino acids)
Source: RefSeq, a predicted model, not a curated record